GGAUCCCUUCUUAAGCGCCCUCCGCCUCCUCCGCUGCGCCCGCCCUGCUCCAGUCCAGAAGAGAGAGAGGCACGAGUGGUGGCUGCCCGGGAAGCCCAGUGAUUCAAGAUGUCUCUCAAGGAGAAGCUGAUCGUAAAUGUUCACAAAGAAGAGCAGCCCCAUGCCCACAACAAGAUCACUGUGGUUGGGGUUGGUGCAGUUGGCAUGGCUUGUGCCAUAAGUAUUUUGAUGAAGGACUUGGCUGAUGAACUUGCCCUUGUUGAUGUCAUAGAGGACAAGCUGAAAGGGGAAAUGCUGGACCUCCAGCAUGGAAGCCUCUUUCUCAGGACACCAAAGAUUGUUUCUGGCAAAGACUAUGCUGUGACUGCACACUCCAAGCUGGUCAUCAUCACUGCUGGAGCACGCCAGCAAGAAGGUGAAUCUCGCCUCAACUUGGUUCAGCGCAAUGUGAACAUCUUCAAAUUCAUCAUUCCUAAUGUUGUCAAGUACAGUCCCGACUGCAAGCUGCUUGUUGUUUCCAAUCCAGUGGAUAUUCUGACCUACGUGGCAUGGAAGAUCAGUGGCUUUCCUAAGCACCGUGUUAUUGGAAGUGGUUGCAAUCUGGACUCUGCCCGUUUCCGCCACCUGAUGGCUGAAAAGUUGGCGAUCCACCCUCUCAGCUGCCAUGGCUGGAUUGUUGGGGAGCAUGGAGACUCCAGCGUGCCUGUCUGGAGUGGUGUGAAUGUUGCUGGCGUCUCUCUGAAAGGCUUACAUCCUGAAAUGGGGACUGAUGGUGACAAGGAGAACUGGAAACAGGUCCACAAGCAAGUGGUAGACAGUGCUUAUGAGGUUAUCAAGCUGAAGGGGUACACAUCCUGGGCAAUUGGUCUCUCUGUGGCUGAUCUAGCUGAAACUAUCAUGAAAAAUUUACGAAGAGUACAUCCAGUUUCUACAAUGGUAAAGGGCAUGCACGGAAUUAACGAUGAUGUCUUCCUGAGUGUUCCUUGUGUCCUGGGCUACUCAGGAAUUACAGAUGUUGUGAAAAUGACUCUGAAGAGUGAGGAGGAAGAUAAAUUGAGGAAGAGUGCAGAUACACUCUGGGGAAUCCAGAAGGAGCUUCAGUUUUAAUCCUGGUGUCCUGUCAUGUCACCACUUACUAGUAUUGAAUGGGUCUUAGUGGAUUGUUUUGUUGCACUUUUCAAAUAGGUCAAAUCCUUUAUUCUGUGUCUCAGCUACAAACACAUGCAGAGCUAAAACAACACAUACACAGUUUUCUAUUUAGUAGGAAACUUGCAGCUCCUGUGUAACACAAGCUUGAGCUGUGGCCAGAACUGGAUUGUACAUCUUACUAUAUGGCAUAGAGUAAUUCUAAUAUGCACGGAACCAAGACAGCUGAAUAAAAACCUCCUGGCCUAUCCGUAUCUAAAGUUAAUGUCACUGUUCAGCCAGUCUUCCAAAAACUCUAGGGGGAAAAACCAAAGGCUAUCUUGUGAUCAAAAAGGAUUGGCAAAGACAGACCAGUAUUCUCUGCUAAAAGGUAGCUUGAUUCUGUACUAUUGAACAAUCCCAAAUGUAUUUCCCCCAACACCGCAGCUUAUCAAAUCUUUGUGCAUACUCUUCCAGCCACCUUUGUGUAGUCUACUGAAUAGUUGUCUUAACUGUAAAGAAAAAGAACACCCUCUAUGCAACAAUUACAACUGAUGCAAUUGUCCAACUGUAGUACCAGCCCAACCAAUGAAAUAAAAAGUUAACUGCUA
Sceloporus undulatus (fence lizard) is the source of this 1736-nucleotide messenger RNA. RefSeq names its product L-lactate dehydrogenase A chain. Gene Ontology annotation, molecular function: L-lactate dehydrogenase (NAD+) activity. Gene Ontology annotation, cellular component: cytoplasm. Lineage: Eukaryota; Metazoa; Chordata; Lepidosauria; Squamata; Phrynosomatidae. The transcript has 8 exons. The record is from RefSeq and is a predicted model, not a curated record. Bases 109 to 1107 code for a protein of 332 amino acids. Gene Ontology annotation, biological process: carboxylic acid metabolic process.